Oenanthe melanoleuca is the source of this 2103-nucleotide messenger RNA. It is a transcript of the gene LCMT1, whose product is annotated as leucine carboxyl methyltransferase 1. NCBI's taxonomy places the organism in Eukaryota, Metazoa, Chordata, Aves, Passeriformes, Muscicapidae. Gene Ontology annotation, molecular function: protein C-terminal leucine carboxyl O-methyltransferase activity. Gene Ontology annotation, cellular component: cytosol. The transcript is spliced from 11 exons. The record is from RefSeq and is a predicted model, not a curated record. Bases 317 to 1345 code for a protein of 342 amino acids. Gene Ontology annotation, biological process: C-terminal protein methylation.
CCGCAGCGCGAAUGGCGCCGCUGCUCGGGGCCGCGGCUCCUCCCGCGCCGCUGUCCCGGUGCCGCCGCGUGCUGCUGGUCUAUGAGGGGCAGUCGGACCGCGCUCCCGGGAGGGAUCGCCCGUCCGCGGAGAGCCCCAACCCCGCAUCCCGCGCUGGUGCCGCGGAGCGGCUCCUGGACUACAGCUCCCGGUUCGCCUUGCGCUGCCGCCGCCGCUUCCUGGGCGGGGCGCUGCGCCCCGCGCGCUCUCAUUGGGCGCUGCGCAUAGCGAUGAGCGCACGGACCAAUGGCAGCCGCGCUCCGCCGGGCGCUGCCCAAUGAGGGGCGGCGGGGGGCGGGCCAUAGCGCGGCGGCAGCGGCCGGGCCCCGCGCGCUCCAUGGCGGCCGCUGCCGGCCCCGACGAGGCGGACGAGGCGGUGCGGGGAACCUGCGAGGACGCGUCUGUCUGCAAACGGUUUGCUGUCAGUGUUGGCUACUGGAAGGACCCUUACAUCCAAUAUUUUGUGAGACAAGCCAAAGAAAGGAAAGCACCUGAGAUCAACAGAGGUUAUUAUGCUCGUGUGCACGGGGUCAGUUACCUGAUCAAGGCUUUCCUGGAGAAGACAGAGUGCAACUGUCAGAUUGUUAAUCUUGGGGCUGGCAUGGACACCCUGUUCUGGAGACUGAAGGAUGAAAAUCUUCUCCCUAAAAAAUAUUUUGAAGUGGAUUUUCCAAUGAUUGUUGCAAGAAAAAUCCAUAAUAUCAAAUCAAAACCUCCCCUGUCAAAACCAAUUAUGGAAUCCCAUUCAGGGGACUCUCUUCUAAUAGAUUCCCACAGCCUGGACUCCAGUCGGUAUUCCAUAGUAGGAGCAGAUCUCCGCUGCUCAGCAGACCUGGAGGAAAAGCUAAAGAAACAUGGCCUGGAUGUACAUUUGCCAACGCUGCUGGUGGCCGAGUGUGUGCUGGUUUACAUGACCCCCCAGCAGUCUGCAAACCUGCUCAGGUGGGCAGCAAGCACCUUCCCUGUGGCCAUGGUUAUCAAUUAUGAGCAGGUGAACAUGGGGGAUCGCUUCGGGCAGAUCAUGAUCGAGAACCUGCAGCGCCGGCAGUGCAACCUGGCUGGGGUGGAGCUCUGCAGCUCCCUGGACUCCCAGAGGGAGCGACUGCUGGCGAAUGGCUGGGAGGACGCCCGUGCCAUCGAUAUGAUGAAGGUGUACAGCUUCCUGCCACAGGCUGAUGUCAGAAGAAUAGAAGCCCUUGAAUUCCUGGAUGAAAAGGAACUGUUUGAACAACUGAUGCAGCACUACUGCAUCUGCUGGGCUUCCAAGGACAGCAGCAACCUGGGUCUGGCAAACAUUGACUUCUGAGUGCUGCAGGGAGGGGAGCCCUGGGAGCCCUGUGACUGCCUUGGCUCAGGCAGGACGUGGAAGGGAUGGGAUUUGCAGGAGGCAGCCCUGGGCUGUGGCUGGGACAGCUCCUGCUGCUGCUGCUGGCACAGGCCUGGUGCCUUUGGGUGCUUCCAAGGAAUAUUUUUUGUCAGCAGGACUUGCACAAGGUGUCAGUAACUCCUGUUUCAAGCUUGCCUUCCUUAGUUUCAAACUGACAGUGAAGUGUUCUUGGAUUCUUUGGUUUCCCUGUCUGUGUUUUUGUGGAUGUGUAACAGUGUUUGUGACACAGCCUGGGGAGCUGCAGCACUGGCUGAGCAGGGAGGGAAUUCUGUGCAUUUUUGUUCUGUUCAGGUCUCAUUUGGAUGAAGUGUCACUGUGUUGGCCUCUCCAGGCUUCAGUGCCAUGCAAGGUUGUCACUGCUGGGUGCUCUUGGAGGGGAAGGGGAAGGGGAAGGAGAGCCCUGACUGUGUUCACUGAGGUACAAGGAACUGGAAAAUAAACUCAAUUUAACUGGGAAGGGCUUAGCUUGUGGUUUCAGCACUGGGAUGCUGAAGAAAGAAAUUAAUCUCAAUUUGCACUGCUUUUGGUAGUAUCUUUACACCAGUUCCUCCUUCUCUCUUUCCCCUUAAAAGAAGCAAAACAAAACCCCAACAGCAAUGAAAGCCCUUGUCCUGUUGUUUGAAAUUGAAUCUUGCAACCUUCCUAUGAGAAAAAUAAUAAAUGUUUAGUAUUUAUAA